Molecule: messenger RNA, 3414 nt
Organism: Laccaria bicolor S238N-H82
Lineage: Eukaryota; Fungi; Basidiomycota; Agaricomycetes; Agaricales; Hydnangiaceae
Exons: 10
Coding region: 1-3414 (1137 amino acids)
Biological process (GO): nucleotide-excision repair
Cellular component (GO): nucleus
Molecular function (GO): single-stranded DNA binding; DNA endonuclease activity
Source: RefSeq, a predicted model, not a curated record
AUGGGUGUCAAGUCUCUUUGGAGUCUUUUGUCUCCAGUUGGCCGACCCAUAAUGUUGGAGACAAUGGAGGGAAAGAGCCUGGCCAUUGAUUCAAGCAUUUGGAUUUACCAGUUCCAAGCUACAAUGCGCGACAAGGACGGUCAUGCUUUGAUCAACGCCCAUGUCUUAGGGUUUUUGAGACGUAUCUCCAAGCUUCUGUUUUACGGAAUCAAGCCAGUUUUCGUCUUCGACGGAGGGGCCCCUACGCUGAAAAGGUCCACUUUGAAUGAGCGCAAGAAGAAAAGGGCGGGGGCUGCCGCCAGUCAUGCGAGGAUAGCAGAAAAGCUUCUCGCUGCUCAAAUGAGGCGGGAGGCGUUGAACCACGCAGGAGGUGCCCAAGCGAGCACCAAAGGGAAGGGUAAAAAGUCAUCCGCUGAGUUAGAUGAUAAUACCGUCUACCUUGAAGAUAUCGACGGUUCAGUUCCCAAAACACCUUCUCGAAGAAUAGCUCCAACCCCGUCGUCCAGCUCUACGAAGAAAAAGGACAGGGCUCACGAACUCGACCGCUAUUACCUCCCAGAGGUUGACUUGGAAGAAGUUGUCGCAAAAGCAACACGGACGGCAGUCCCCGACCCACGCCUCGCAACGGAGGACGAGCUCCGCGCUUUUAUCGAAGACAUGCGACCCGAAGACUUUGACGUGAACUCUCCGGCCUUUCGCGAACUACCCACUGAAGUCCAAUAUGAAAUUGUUGGAGAUUUGCGGCUCAAGUCCCGUCAAACUUCUUAUGCGCGACUGCAGAAGAUGCUCAGGAGUGCACCUACCCCUCUUGAUUUUUCUAAACAGCAAAUUAAAAACCUUCGGCAACGGAAUGCUUUAACGCAACAACUUCUUAUGACAACGGACAGCAUUGGGAGUGCACAUAUAUCCAUCCCAGUCCGCAUCGCAAGCGAGCGGAACAAGGAAUACGUCUUGAUAAAGAAUGAAGGUCAUUCGGGAGGCUGGAUUUUGGGUAUCAGGGAUUCCGGUACACGAGAAAAACCAAUUGAAAUUGAUCACGAGGAUGUUAAGGGAAACGAUAAAGAUGAUGACAGCGAUGCUGAAAUGGAGGAGGUAGAAAUCCCAGCUCCCCCUCCUGCCGAUCCAGACCUACGCAGUUAUCAACGUGAGAUGGCCUUAUCUGGGCUUGCCAAUCGGCAAACCUCGACAGGUUUAGCACCGCUUUCUACGAAAUCUUCCGUCAACCGCAAAACCAAGUCAAUACCUCUAUUUGAGCCAGAAGAGGAUGAAUUACUACCGCAUUCUUCAUUACCUGAAUUUGACGAGGACAACGACGAACUGGCCUUCGCGAUUCAGGCUUCAAUGGAUGGGAGGUCAACAAUUGUUCAGCUUUCUAAAAUAGCACCAAUUGCUAAGCCUCGAGAAUUUUCGCCCGACGACGACGAUAUCUAUGCCUCACCCCGGCGGCUAGACACCGUGCUAUCUAUCGCUAAUGCUGGUCCCUCUCGCAUACAGGCAUCACCCUCACAAAAAAGAAAUUCUGUUCCCACUACUUUUGGAAAACCAACAUUGCUAGCUCCUACCUCUGCGCUAAAUAUCUCAGACUCUGAUGACGAUUGGGAGGAGGUCGUACCACAACACAGAGUGGCCGCAGCUUUAGUCAGAUCCUCAACGGUUGAAAUUGAAUCUAUAUCAGCAUCGAAUGUUUUUGACAUGACCACAAUAGAGGUCUCGGAAUCUACAACAUUUCAGAAGCUAACCAUGGCUAUGAGCGAAGAAAGGAUAGACUCGGAUGAAGAGGUAGAUGCAGAUGGAAUGAGCCUACCCCCCAUCCGUUCCCCCGAGCAUGUAAACAAGUUGCCUAAAGCACCAGCCAUAAUAACCGAUUCCGUUAUCGACACCGACACCGCCAUCACAUUCACCGCUAGCAACCAACAGCUCACAAGACCACAUACACCAUCCCCCCCACCUCACUACGAUGGGUUUGAGGAGGCAGAAGCUUUCUUCGCGCCCUCUCGCUCACCGUCACCCUCCGAGCACAUUCCAGAAGAUUCAAAAAUUGAAAGUUGGGAUGCUGCCCAGGAAAUGGAUCCUCACGCCGAGGAGGGUGAAUUUGCAAAAUUUAUGUCUCACGUCAAAGGUAAAGACUUGGACGAUGUCCGACGUGAGAUUGAUGUUGAGAUCGAGACUCUUCAUCAACAACGGAAAGCUGCUAUGCGAGAUUCAGAGGACAUCACGCAACAGAUGAUAACGCAGAUCAUGACAAUGUUGCGUCUUUUUGGUAUACCGUAUAUCACUGCCCCAAUGGAGGCGGAGGCACAGUGCGCUGAGCUUGUCACCCUGAAAUUAGUGGAUGGAAUAAUCACGGAUGAUUCUGACGUUUUCCUCUUUGGCGGCCAGCGUGUGUAUAAGAACAUGUUUAACCAAUCGAAGACUGUUGAAGGUUUCGCACUCGCCGAUCUCACAAGAGACCUAGGACUGGACCAGGACGCCUUAAUUCGCUUGGCCUAUCUACUAGGAAGUGAUUACGUGGAGGGUCUUCCUGGGGUUGGCCCAGUCGUCGCUAUGGAACUCCUUCAGGAGUUUCCUGGCAAAGACGGACUAUACAAGUUUAAGGAUUGGUGGACGAAAGUUCAAGCAGGGAAGGACAAAGGUGAAGACAAUAAGUCGAAAUUUCGUAAAUCAUUUAAAAAGAAAUUCAAAGAUUUGUAUUUACCGAGCGACUGGCCAAAUUCUGCAGUCCAAGAUGCAUAUUACCACCCGAUUGUGGAUAGUUCGGAAGAGCCGUUUAAGUGGGGGUUACCUGACCUUGAUGCACUUCGAGACUUCUUAAACCAGGAAUUAGGCUGGGGCAAGGCAAAGGUCGACGAGAAUUUGUUGCCAAUCAUACAAAAGAUGAACAAGCGUAGCCAGGCUAUGGCUCUAAACAAACAAGGCAAUCUUAAUGCAUUCCUGGACGUGAGCGCUGGUAGUGGUACACGGGCACCACGGCAGCGUCAAGCGUAUGCAAGUAAACGACUUCAGCGAGUCAUCACAGAUUUCCGCAAAAACCAAAACGCUGGGUCGACAGCCAGUUCCGAAAAGUCGCGUUCGAGAUCUGGAUCUGAGAGCGAAAAAGAUUCAGGCCCUGAAAAGAAACGGAGGAAGACGGCACCCACUGCAACUAGCUCUGCAAAGGGAACAGCGAAGCGAAGCGGGAAAGUCGCAGGACAGAAGCGUGCUGGGAGCUCAUCAAAAGGCAAGAAACGAUCGAAGGGUAAGGAGGAUGUUUCAAGCGACGAGGAUACCUUUGUUGGAUCUGGAGGUGAUCCUGACGUUGUGGAUAUUGAGGUGCCUUUGGCUGUCAAGCUGCGUCCACGGCCGAAACCUCGGCCAAUACGCAAGGUCGCGAAAACAAAUGAACCAUCUCCUGACGAUUCUGAGGCGGAGGUGUGA